UAAAUGCCAGAAAAGAUUCGGAAGCUUACCGCGCGGAGCGCCGGUGUGCAAGUGUACGACCUGCUCCGAGUCACGGAUGAAUGGCGUAUUUAUGUGUUUUAAUGCGCGACAUCGCCUAUGUUUUCAUAUUGUCGUGGCCCGCGUUCACACCACAAGCGAUCUAAUCUCUUUGACAAAUUUCUCUGGCGUGACAACACCGUUCGAACGAGCUUUAGUGGAACCGCGUCGCAGAAGUUACAUUAUCACUUGUAGCAGGAACAAUGUUUACGAAGAAGAAAAAGAAACCCCAAAUCUCCACACCAACCAAUUUUGAGCACAGAGUGCACACUGGCUUUGACAAACGUGAGGGAAAAUUUGUUGGACUGCCAUUGCAGUGGGCCUCGAUAGUUGGAAAUAAUCAGAUACUUAAAUCGACCAACAGACCACUGCCUUUGGUUGAUCCAAGUGAGAUCACACCUACUGAGAUUCUUGAUUUAAAGACUAUUGUAAGAGGACACAAUGAUCCUAGAAUAAAUAGACCACUUGCUACUGAGAAGACUGUGGAGAAUGGCUUGCCUAAAACCAGUACAGUUGCUCGCUCUAAUUCUCUACGUUCUUCUAGUCCACCACGUCUCAGAAAAGAUUACAGGCAUAACAGCAAUCUUCCGCCAUCUGUGCCAGAAGGUCAAGAAAUACCCGCAAAUGUUAAUCAAGGUUUUACAAACUUUAGCAAGCUGCAUAAUUACAUUGACAAGCUGAGGCAAAAUUCCCCAAGUAUUGGCAGUGGACUAAACUCCAGUAUGCAAAAUAUGAUCCCAAAUCUUCAAAAUCUUAAUCCUAACAUGCAAUCAUCACCUAAUUUAACUCACUCAAGAUCCAAUGUACCAAAUUUAUCCUUAAACUUCCAAAACUUAAGUCCUAUAGUAAAUUCCCAAAUUCCAGUACAAAGUCCGAAUACUCCACAACUUUCUGAUACAGAAUUUCAUAGACUUAAUUCGCAAAUGGCUAUGACAUCACAUCAAUUUAAUGGCAAUGUACAGGGUUUAACUAUAGAAGCAUCGAGGGAUCAUCAAAUGGGUCAAAAUGUGUUAUUACACAAGCUACAGCCAAAAAUUUCGCCAGUAGGUUCAAUAGCCUCGCAACGACCGCUGAGUCAAUUAAGUUCACAUAACAUUACCAAAUAUCCUCAGACGUACAACAUGUCUGAAAAUCCGUCUAAUCUGCAGUCACAUUUAAAGAAACCAAACUUAGAAACUUCUCAGUCAAUGCAUAAUUUAUCAAAACCAACCAUACCGUCCGCAAUAUCAGCAACUGGCUCGACUCCAGAUCAAAAUCAGAAUAUGAAAAGUGCUGUCUCGUCAGGAAACUUAGCAGUUGGUACAAGUUCGAGUAGCACCAAUAAGCAAACUGAGCAAAGACUCACGCAUGAACAAUUCAGGGCUGCUUUACAGAUGGUGGUAAGUCAAGGUGAUCCAAGAGAAAAUCUGGAGAAUUUUCUGAAGAUCGGCGAAGGCAGUACGGGAACUGUGUGUAUAGCUACAGAUAAGAGUACCAACCGUCAAGUUGCAGUGAAGAAGAUGGAUUUAAGAAAACAACAGAGACGCGAAUUGCUCUUCAACGAAGUUGUCAUUAUGAGAGACUACCAUCAUCCAAAUAUAGUCGAAAUGUAUGACAGUUUCUUGGUGGACGAUGAAUUAUGGGUCGUUAUGGAAUAUCUAGAAGGAGGUGCCUUAACUGACAUCGUCACACACUCGAGAAUGGACGAGAGUCAAAUAGCUACAGUGUGUUCUCAGUGUCUUAAGCCGCUGGCGUACUUACAUUCGCAAGGUGUUAUACACAGGGAUAUUAAGUCUGAUUCGAUAUUACUUACGGCGGAUGGCAGAGUAAAAUUGUCGGAUUUUGGUUUUUGUGCUCAAGUCUCUCAAGAAUUACCAAAGCGAAAAUCUCUAGUAGGAACUCCGUAUUGGAUGAGUCCCGAAGUUAUUUCAAGAUUGCCAUAUGGACCUGAAGUGGAUAUCUGGUCGUUAGGAAUAAUGAUCAUCGAAAUGAUUGAUGGUGAACCACCGUUUUUCAAUGAACCACCUCUGCAAGCUAUGAGACGCAUCAGAGAUAUGCCGCCACCAAAAUUAAAAAAUUUUCACAAAGUUAGCCCGCGUCUUCAAGGUUUCCUCGAACGUAUGUUAGUGCGCGACCCGGCGCAACGAGCCACGGCAGCUGAACUAUUGCAACAUCCAUUCCUUAGGCAGGCUCAAAGUCCUAGUAUUUUGAUUCCAUUAAUGAGAGGCGCUAGACACACAAACUGCUGACGAGGUUACAACAAUUUCUUAAGUUCGAACGUUAGUCAAGUCAAAUGUUGAUCGCAUCUUUGAUGAUAUCGAUAGAGAACUGUUCGUAGUUUUUGGCAGCUUAAUAAAUCUAUCAAGUUCAAGAUCUCCGGAUUUUCAUGAAAAAUUUUAAGUUUUUUAAGUUUUUCUCUGAUAAAAAGACACGACCGAUUAAAAUGUUUGAACAACUAGAUUUCAAACGUUCGGCUAACGUAGUUUAAAUAUAUUCUGCUUCUGUGAUCCGAUGUGUUUUUGUUACUACAAGUUAAACUUUGAGAAGAUAUUAAAAUUAUAUCAAAUUUAAUAUAUAUAACACACAAGUGUAAGAGCUUUUUAAAUUAUAUAUUUACAUCAUUAAACAAGUAUGCCACUUUUUAAAUAUAAAGGCGCUAUGAGAUUUCUUAAAUCAUAAUGUAAUGAAACAAUGCAUGUGGCAUAAUUCAAAGCCAAAAAUGUGCUAGUUAACCUUUGGAUCGCCGGUAUGAUGACGCCAUUUGGCGUCAUCAAAUAAAGUGUAUAUAUUUUUGUUUGUGUACAUGUGUAAACCUAACUGGCCCAGUAAUCUCGCGGCUUAAGUGCCGGGCCUACGAAUAGGAAGGUCCCGAAAUCGAAUCAACAUCGUCGGAUUUUCCCGGGCCAGUCUCUUUCACGUCGAGAUUGUCGAUUGAAAAGCGAACUGAAUCGGGCCUCCAAUUGGAGCUCUCAAGAACUGAGCAAGGGUAUCUUGUUGCCUUUGGGAAGAGAAAUCGUCUCUAAAAACGAAAGAACCACUAGAUGGUCACCAGCAUCAGGUAGGCAACGGGAAACCAUCUGAUUAAUUUUUCCAUGAGAGCAUCUAAAGAUGCCACCACACUUUGUCAAAAGCAAAAGGAGUGUGGAAAGGGGAGAAACAUAUGUAAUUUACUUCAAAAUUCCAUUCAUGUGCUCAUAUGCAUGUAUAUCUGUACAUUAAUGCGAGUUGAUAAAAUUAGAAAAAAAUAUUAUAUUUUACACACAUACACACACAGGGUGUCCGACAAUUGGUGUAACAUCUC
Messenger RNA from Pseudomyrmex gracilis, 3337 nucleotides. RefSeq names its product serine/threonine-protein kinase PAK mbt (gene mbt). Gene Ontology annotation, molecular function: ATP binding; protein serine/threonine kinase activity. Gene Ontology annotation, cellular component: cytoplasm. The transcript has 7 exons. NCBI's taxonomy places the organism in Eukaryota, Metazoa, Arthropoda, Insecta, Hymenoptera, Formicidae. The record is from RefSeq and is a predicted model, not a curated record. Gene Ontology annotation, biological process: regulation of MAPK cascade; protein phosphorylation; intracellular signal transduction. The coding region runs from base 261 to 2285 and encodes 674 amino acids.